Messenger RNA from Podarcis raffonei (Aeolian wall lizard), 1389 nucleotides. It is a transcript of the gene CLDN1, whose product is annotated as claudin 1. Gene Ontology annotation, molecular function: structural molecule activity. Bases 184 to 819 code for a protein of 211 amino acids. NCBI's taxonomy places the organism in Eukaryota, Metazoa, Chordata, Lepidosauria, Squamata, Lacertidae. The transcript is spliced from 4 exons. Gene Ontology annotation, cellular component: plasma membrane; bicellular tight junction. Gene Ontology annotation, biological process: bicellular tight junction assembly; cell adhesion. The record is from RefSeq and is a predicted model, not a curated record.
CCUCCAUCCAGCAACCUGCUCUGAAAUCUCUCGGAUUACAAGCGCAGAAGUACAAGCAGAAGCUCGCUUUGCUCCUCCGUCAAGGUUGCUCAAAGAAUCGGCUGGGCUCCGGCACUGAUCGAUCCCCAAAGCUCCAAGCCUUUGGAAACUUCCCAGGAGCUCCGGUGCUGCCGUGCAAAGGAGAUGGCCAACAGUGGUCUACAGAUGCUGGGCUUCAUCCUGGCCUUCGUCGGCUGGGUGGGCUUGAUCAUCAGCACGGCCAUGCCCCAGUGGAAAAUUAACGCCUAUGCUGGGGAGAACAUUGUGACAGCCCAGGCCAUCUACCAAGGUCUCUGGAUGAACUGCGUCACACAGAGCACAGGGCAGAUGCAAUGCAAAGCCUUCGACACCUUGCUCAGCCUCCCAAGUAUUCUCCAGGCAACUCGGGCUUUGAUGGUGUCCUCCAUUCUCUUGGGGCUCAUUGCCUUCUCCAUCUCCUUAAUCGGAAUGAAGUGCAUGAAAUGCAUGGAGGACGACCAGGUCCAGAAGAUGAGAAUGGCCAUUAUCGGAGGCAUCUUCUUCCUGGUUGCAGGAUUUGCCGCCCUGGUGGGGACUUCUUGGUAUGGAAACGAGGUCGCACGCCAAUUCUUCGACAUUUACACGCCUGUCAACACCAGAUUUGAAUUUGGACCCGCUCUCUUCAUCGGCUGGGCAGCUGCGGCCCUGACCAUCCUGGGAGGGGGCUUCCUGUGCUGCUCCUGCCCUCGCCGCGAAACCACCUACCCGCCGAGCCGGCCGUACCCCAAGUGCGCCCCCUCUUCCGCGAAAGAUUAUGUAUAACCCGGAAUGGAGACGGAACAAAUUGCCUUGGCAUUUAAGAAACCAAAGGGACGCUGACUUCUCGUUGUCCUUCGGAAAGCAGGGCGUGUGCCUUCGCCCCCUCACCCUGCUCUCCCUUGCAUAAAACAAAUGCCUAUAUUUAUACCGAUGCCAUCCAUGUGUAGCCAUUUCUGCUCCCGCAUGGGCAAAUUCGUCCCCAUCCUUCCGACAGAUGAGGAGGCCCCAAACAUGUACAUAACUGCUGUGAAAUGGCACCAAAUGUAUCUCCCUUUCCUUGAGGGUGUGAGACAGGCAGCCCCACCACCUCCCCCCCCAAAUAUUGUUUGUGUAUUCCCUCUUUAUUCCCUUCUUAUGUUAGGGCACUCAAGCAUGGGCCUGCCGCCUCAUUCUGCUUAUCCUUUGUAUAUAUUUCGACGCUGAAGCGGCAGAAGGGGCACAGGUCUAGGGCAGGAGGCCAGAGGUUUCAAAACCUUGAAUGAGGGUCUGCUUGAAGAAUCCGUUUGAAUGCAUGGAUGUGUUGGGUUUCUGUUCCUCUCCCCAAACCCCAAACCCUUUGCCAAGGACUAGUUG